Messenger RNA from Mercenaria mercenaria, 10247 nucleotides. RefSeq names its product kinesin-like protein klp-3. Gene Ontology annotation, biological process: microtubule-based movement. Bases 621 to 3827 code for a protein of 1068 amino acids. Gene Ontology annotation, molecular function: microtubule binding; microtubule motor activity; ATP binding. Lineage: Eukaryota; Metazoa; Mollusca; Bivalvia; Venerida; Veneridae. The record is from RefSeq and is a predicted model, not a curated record. The transcript is spliced from 22 exons.
GAUCCAUAAUCUUCCUUCAUAAUUCGGCCCAGUUUUUGGCAGACCGCGCUAAAAUUUUAGUCAAACUUGGCAAAAGUGAAAUAAAACCCGUCCUUAUACUAAUAUGUUUAAAUAGUUGGGAAUAAAUGUGCUCACUUUCACAGAUCAUUAAUUAGAUAUUCACUGGUAUACUUGGUCUUCAAAGACCAUGUCAUGUGAAGUGUGGCACAUUUAUUAAUUAAUUCCUGUGCUUGUUAUACAUGCAGUCUGUGUAUGGAUUAAGGAUUAACUGAUUUAGUUACUUUAUAUUGUCAUACAGGGUGUCAGUCUUUUCAGUUAUGGAUUAAAGCCAAAUAAAGUAUUGAUUUAACUUAAUGAAAAGUGAACAGUUGAAGUUAUAAUAAAAAAAAAACUCAAAAGGAUUUUACAAAUUGUGGAUUUAUUAAUUAAAUUUGUUAUUACAAAAAAGUUGGAUUUAUUUUUUUUAAAAAGAAUAUAAUUACAAAAAAAAAGUUGGAUUUAUUUUUAAAAUAAAGAAGAAAGAGAAGAUAGGGCGAAACAAUUAGAAAUUAUUCAGUUUAAUUCUUGACUAUAUGUUGGAUUUCAAAUAUAAAGAAAUGUAGACAGUCUAUCAAGUGACAAUGGGAAGUGGUAGUUCAAGCGAAGCACCUAAAGAAACCCAGUCGGCUCCAGUCACUGCCCGUACAACACCAAAACAGCCAAAAAGAAAUCGCCAAUUUGAAGAGGUACAGAUUGCUGGCCAAGGGGGAAGCAGGUCACGCCCGCCUGCCCGUUCAACAGGUGCGAGUCCAAACCCUCAUCAGUCUUCAUCAACAUCAAAAAAUCCACGAGGUACAGAUCCAGGUGCCUCUGGUAGUACCUCUGAUAGAACAAAACAGCAGAACACACCGAGACAGGGUGCUGCAGCAAAUGGUAGAAAGCCACCAACCCAAGCUAGGAGUUCCAACAUGCCAUCACAACAGAGAUCUGAAGUAAACAAAAGAAUACAAAGCAUCAAAGAGGAGGAAGGUGUUUUAGAUCAUAAUGGCAAUAGAGCCUCUGGGCAAGCUGAGGCCCAUUCAGGGGUCAAGGAGAUAGAUGUUCCAUCUGGGUCAUCACAGCCUAGCAACCGUAACCAGGUAACAGUAAGCCAUGGGAGUAGGUUUCAGACAAACCAGGCCAAGGCAAGAGAAGCAGCUCAGGCUAAGUUCCAGACUGAAAAAUCAAACCAGGCUAAAGUCACAACUAAUGUUGCUGAUUCUGUAAAUGUUGCAAACAGGGGAGUUACUGAUGCCAGAAGAGAUGUCAACAAAGCUGGGCCAGAAAACACAGAGAAGAAAGAAAGUAUUGAAGCUUCAAGAGUAAAUAGAAAUUUAGGCAAAGGUGUUCAAAACCAGUCAGUUCCAGGUAAAAAAGAACAAAAUCCUGCCACAGUGAACACAGCUGUCGUGAAUGGUGACUUGGACUUGGACAAUGAAGACUUAGGGGACCUUGAUAAUUUAAGUUAUGAUCACGGAGAAGAAUCAGAUAUCAGUGAUGAACAGGAUCAAGGUCAUGAGGAGCACAGUGACCUUGACAGUGAAGGUCAUGAUGAAUUUGAAGCUGCGAAUGUUACAGCUGCUAGUGGAGAGAGAAAUGUGACUCAACAGCAAGCUAGGAGUAAAAAUAGAAGAGAAACUGUUGUUUCCAUGAAAGAUGAUGAUAUUGUAUUUGAAACGUUUUAUCAUCGAAGCGGGAAGGAGUUUCAGUGUAUAUACCAGAGUGGAAUGCGGUUCUACCUUGAUGACUGGGGAUCAAAGGAAUGGCAGCCAUUUCCAAAACGUUGGUACAAUGAAGGACUGCUGGUGACAAACACUAUACUCAAAGAUGAGAAUGCUGAACAAAAUAAUAGAAAUGAGCAGGCAGCUGGAGCAUCGGGUCAAGGUCAGUCAUCAAGGUCACAAGGUCGUAGUCAAGGUCAGGGAGGUGGAGGUGGUGGUGAUGACAGAGAAGGUUUUCUUAUGCAUCCAACCAAAGGCAGAAUACCAACAUAUAUAUUUUAUAAAAAACACAAUGUACACAUGUACUUUGACAGAGAUACCGGUUCCUGGGUCCGUAUGCCAAUUGGUUGGGAGUUGCAUCAUAACAUGGUCAAAAGUCUUGUUGACCAAGUAGAAGAAGCAGUGCCAACAUGGGGAGAUCGUCACGAUAUUCUAGCUUUACUACGAGCGUGUAAUUAUGAUCCAGACGAGUGUAUAUCUAUAUAUCUACAUUUAGAAAGAGAUGAAUGGAUGAAAGGACCAAAAACUUCUAAAGAAAAUAAAGUUUUAAUGGAAAAGGAGGCAAGAGUUCUAGAGUUGGAAAAGAGGGUUAAACACUUAGAAACUCAGUUACAGAAAGAGAUAAGUUGUAGAGAAGAUGCUGAAAGAAAUCUUGAAUUACAAGAGACCAAAUUCAGUGAAUUGGAGGCGGAGUCAAAAGACACUGAAGCACAGUUGUCUGCAGUGACUGGUGGCCGGCCACCAACUGCACGACCUUUCUCAAGAAUGGUGAAACCGGGACAAAAAGGUGCCAAAGGUGCUGUUGUUGGUGCAGCAAUGAAAGGGGGUUUGAGCACGGUGCAGUCAGAAGAGACUGUCAAUCCAGAUGAUGUCAUUGACUUGAAUGCUAAUGCCAAGGAGUUACGUAAAGCGCAUACACGGGUAAAGAUGGACGUGGAACGAUUUAUGGGAGACAUGAAACACAUGUUGGAAAAGAUUGGUCCAGCAUUCAAACAGAUGAAACAGUCUGAAAAGGGUACGCUCAAUGAGAUAGAGGAGGUUCGAGCCCUCUACAGAAAAGAGGCAUUACAGAGGAAACUAUUGUAUAAUCAGCUUCAAGAGUUACGAGGCAACAUUCGAGUGUUCUGUCGUGUACGUAAAGAUGACAGGGCUGAGAAUUGUCUCAAAUAUCCCAGUGACCAAGAUCUUAUUGCAACAUCACAGGGACAGAAAAAGAUGUUUAACUUCGACAAAGUCUUUGAGCCAUCUAGCACACAAGAAGCAGUAUUUGAGGACACAAAGCCAAUUAUCACAUCAUGUGCUGAUGGCUACAAUGUUUGCUUACUUGCAUACGGACAAACGGGUAGCGGUAAGACGUUCACUAUGAUGGGUCCAGAAUCUAAUCCGGGUAUUAAUAUCAGAGCAAUGAAGGAACUGUUCCAAGUUUGUAGUGAACGUAAAGAGACCAUGACUUAUAAACUCACAGUAUCAUUAGUUGAGAUCUACAAUGAAACUAUACAAGAUUUAUUGACAAGCGAUGCCAAGACAUUAGAGUUGAGGACAGCCGGAAACAAGGUUCAGAUACCUGGCCUCAUAGAAACUGAGAUUAAGAACCUCGAUGAUGUAAGGAAGGUCAUGGCCAUGGGUGAUAAAAAUAGAUCUGUAGCCUCGACAAAAAUGAACUCAACAAGUUCCCGAUCACACUUGGUUUUGAUGUUAGCAGUAGAAGGGCAUGACAAAGUAACUAGUGCAAUAACGCGUGGUACGCUUGUACUGUGUGAUCUGGCAGGGUCAGAGAGGAUAUCUAAAACUGAGGCAGAGGGCCAGAGGCUGGUCGAAGCUGCUGCUAUCAAUAAAUCUCUAUCAGCUCUUGGACAGGUAUUUUCAGCGUUACGAAGCAGUCAGCUUCAUGUUCCAUACAGAAACUCGAAGCUCACACAGAUACUGCAGCCUUCACUGGGAGGUGAUGCUAAGGCAUGCUUGUUUGUAAAUGUGAGUCCAGAUGCAUACAACUUCUCGGAGACUGUGAGCACUCUAACAUUCGGCAGCAACGCGAGACAAGUGGCCCUCGGCCAGGCUAAACAAAACAUCUCCAAAGGCAAAGGAUAAUCCCUAGAUUUAAACAUCCUUUGUCAGGUAUAAUCCCUAGAUUUAAACAUCCUUUGUCAGGUAUAAUCCCUAGAUUUAAACAUCCUUUGUCAGGUAUAAUCCCUAGAUUUAAACAUCCUUUGUCAGGUUAACAGUACUUGGAGAAAAGUAUCUAAGUAAAACAAUCCUAUAACUAUUCUAUGCCAACCUUGAUUUAUGAGUAUGUCAAGGUCAAAAGGUCACCAUCAAAAAAGACACAUUGUAGGUCAAAAACUUCACUUGCUCUCUUUUCUAAUGUUAAAGUCAUUGAUUUAUACAUUUGGUUUCAUAAAAUGUUAGGUAGGAUCUUAAUUUUUUAUUGCAUGGGUGUCAAAAUAUGUCAUAAAAAGUGCUGGAUUUUUCAUUUGAGCCGCACCAUGAGAAAACCAUCAUAGUGGCUUUGUGACCAGCAUGGAUCCAGACCAGCCUGCGCAUCCGCGCAGUCUGGUCAGGCUCAGUGCUGUUCGCCAACAGUUUCUCUAAUUGCAAUAGGUUUUGAAAGCGAACACUAGACUUCAGGCAUCUCCUAAGAUAAUGUUAACUUAUAGAACUUGACUGCUUAAGUAGAUCAUAACUAAAUGAGAAAAAACAUAUAAUUGGAAAAGUUUGUUUGUCUCAUAUUUCGGAAACAUUAAUUGUCACCUCAAUGCAAAAACUGCAUGAGUGCUUCUGUAUUUCAUUACACUUACUUAAGUAAAAGAAUUGAACAAGCUUUUUAGAUUUUAAAAGUUUGGAAAAAAAUCAAGUUUGUAUAAAAAGUGUUAAUGGCUGGUACAGUGUUAAUGGCUGGUACAUUAACUUUGAAUGCUGGCAUGCAUAUCUUUUUAUGUAAUAGACCUGAUUUAUUUCACAAAUUUUAGCAAAUGUGUGUGUCCUUUACAUUGUAAAGAUCCAUCCUUCAGAUUUUUGCUGUGUGUAGAAAAUAUAGUUCAAGCUGAAUAACUGUCAUUUUUACUUUUUUGUAGGGGUGGGGGGGGGGGGGGAACGGUAUAUAUUUAUUAUGCCCCCCUUUGAAAAAGGAGGGGUAUAUUGUUUUGCAGAUGUCGGUCGUCGGUCGGUCGGAAUGUAGACCAAUCCGUUUCCGGAUGAUAACUCAAGAACGCUUGGGCCUAGGAUCAUGAAAGUUGAUAGGGAGGUUGGUCAUCACCAGCAGAUGACCCCUAUUGAUUUUGAGGUCUGUAUGUCAAAGGUCAAGGUCACAGUGACCCUGAAUAGUAAAACGGUUUCCGGAUGAUAACUCAAGAACACUUGGGCCUAGGAUCAUGAAAGUUGAUAGGGAGGUUGGUAAUGACCAGCAGAUGACCCCUAUUGAUUUUGAGGUCAGUAUGUUAUAGGUCAAGGUCACAGUGACCCUGAACAGUAAAACGGUUUCCGGAUGAUAACUCAACAACACUUGGGCCUAGGAUCAUGAAAGUUGAUAUAGAGGUUGGUAAUGACCAGCAGAUGACCCCUAUUGAAUUAAAGGUCAGUAUGUUAAAGGUCAAGGUCACAAUGACCCUGAACAGUAAAACGGUUUCCGGAUGAUAACUCAAGAACGCUUAGGCCUAGGGUCACGAAAGUUGAUAGGGAGGUUGGUAAUGACCAGCAGAUGACCCCUAUUGAUUUUGAGGUCAGUAUGUCAAAGGUCAAGGUCACAGUGACCAGGAACAGUAAAAUGGUUUCCAGGCAAUAACUCAAGAACGCUUGGGCCUAGUGUCAGGAAAAUUGAUAGUUAGGUUGGCCAUGAUCAGCAGAUGACCCCUAUUGAUUUUGAGGUCAUUAGGUCAAAGGUCAAGGUUACAUUGGCCAGGAACAGUUAAAUGGUUUCUGAUCUUCUUGUCCAAAACCAUAGGGCCUAGGGCUUUGAUAUUUGGUAUGUAGCAAAAUCUAGUGGUCCUCUACCAAGAUUGUUCAGAUUAUUUCCCUGGGGUCAAAUAUGGCCCCACCCCUAGGGUCACAUGGUUUAUAUAGACUUACAUAGGAAAAAACUUUGAAAAACCUCUUGUCCAAAACCACAGGGCCUAGGGCUUUGAUGUUUUGUAUAUGACAUCAUCUAGUGGUCCUCUAGUAAGAUUAUUCAAAUUUUUCCCCUAGGGUCAAAUAUGGCUCCGCCGUGGAGGUCACAUGGUUUACAUAUACUUAUAUAGGGAAAAACUUUGAAAAUCUUCUUGUCCAAACCACAAAGACUAUGGCUUUGGUAAUUUGUAAUGUAGCAUCAUUUAGUGGUUCUCUACCAAGUUUGUUCAAGUUAUCCCUCUUGGGUCAAAUAUGGCCCCGCCCCAGAGGUCAUAUGGAUCAUAUAGACUUAUACAGGGAAAAACUUAGAAUCUUCAUGUCCAUAACUUACAUCAUUUAAAUUUGGACCACAUGUAUAGUUUUGAGUGGCAAGAUGAACCUUGACAUGAGUUGACCUUGAUCUUGACCUAGUGACCUACUUUCACAUUUCUGUACCUACAGCCUUCAAAUUUGGAUCACAUGCAUAGGUUUGUGUACUGAAAAAUACUUUGACCUUGUUAUUGACCUAGUGACCUACUUUCACAUUUUUGAAGAUACAGGCUUUAAAUUUGGACCACAUGCAUAGUUUUUUGUUCCAAAAUAAAAUUUGACCUUGAUUUUGACCUAGUGACCUACUUUCACAUUUCUCAAGCUACAGCCUUCAAAUUUGAACCACAAGCAUAGUUUUGUGUACUGAAAUGAACUUUGAUCUUGAGAUUGACCUAGUGACCUACUUUCACAUUUCUGAAGGUACAGGCUUCAAAUAUGGACCACUUGCAUAGUUUUGUGUUCGGAAAUGGAAUUUGUGUUUACAGUGAGCAUAUAAUUUCUGUUCCUUGUGCAAUUACUGAAUGCAUCAAGGGGGGCAUUUCGUGUUCGACGAGCUCUUGUUAAAAAAGGAUCUGCUGUAUUUUUUUGUGACAGAUCUGUAAAUAGAUUGUUGCUUGCUGCAAUUAUACCUCAUCUUUUUUCAACUAUUUAUUAUUAUCAUUUAAAUUGACAAUGCUUAAAAUGCCAAUGAUCUUUCCUUUAUUAACUUAUGAGUUGUGCAUAUAUUUAUUUAUUAUGUAAUAGUUGCAUUAAAUAGAUUCUUUACUGUGCUGAAAGAUGUAACCCAUACUUAAAUUACUGGAGUCCAGUUCCUAGAAAAUUAAAUGCUGAUGUUAUAUAGGGGGAUUUUAUUUUUGUUUCUGGUGCGGUUUGAACUCUGUUCUCUGGAUUAAUUGAUGCAGAGGCUGAUAAAUUACCUAUUAUAUUACAAUACCAUUCUCCAACCUUUUGAUGUGUUUACAUGAGCAAGAAAUUCAAUUACUUUGAAAUGAUUUGAUUUUGUAGCUAUGAAAUUUAGUGGUUUUAGCUCAGACAACUAUUUCUUGGGGAUGUAAACCCAAGGAAACAAUCUGUGAUAAUCAUUUCUGUGUUUUUUUAUGUGUUUAAAUAAUGUAAUUUUAUCAGUUUUAAUAUGUCAUAUGUAGAUAUUUCAAACAGUUUAUUUAUAGAUCUUAAAUAUAUAUUGUUACUUAUUAUCAUAAUCAUGAAAUAUUUUAUGGACAAGGUUUACAUUUUGUUAUAACAUAAAAAGUUAUAUUAAAUGACUACGGAGCAAAUUGGUAUGUAUGGUCCUAAUAGUCGAAGAAAUUGCUGUUUUCUUGGUCCACAGUUGUAAAACUGAGUUUGGAAACCAGUCUGAAAUCUCCUGCAUAUGACUGGUAAAUUAUGAGCACAGACAUGAAAUUGACCAAUGGCAGCGUAGCAGUCUGAGACUGGUCUCAAAACUGUUGUAUAACCUUGAAUCCAGGAAUUUCAGUCAUAACUGUAUCAGACAUUUUAUAAAAUUCAUUGUUAAGAAUAUUUCAUAUGUACAGUCAUAGACAAAAAGAUUUUCAUAGCAUUAAGGGUUAUGAAUAACUGACAUUCAGGUGAUGGGCAUUUACAUGAAUUUUUAAGAAUGUUAGGUGGAUGAAUGUAAAAACAGGAACAUUUGAAGAGGCCUUUAUUUGUCAGGUUAAUUUUUUAACACCUUGUUGUUGUGCCCCCACCCCAUGAGUGGUGGGGGGCAUAUAGAUUUGGUCUUGUCCGUGCAUCCGUCCGUCUGUCCGAAGUUCGUGACGUGCCUAGCUCAAAAAGUAUUUGAUAUAAAUUGAUGAAAUCUUGCACAAGUCUUUAUCAUGAUAUGAACUCGUGCACCUAUUUUUCAUCUGGCUCCACCCCCUAUUUUCAGAGUUAUGGCCCAUGAAAUAGUCAAAAAUGCACAUUUUUAACUUGUGACAUGCCUAACUCAAAAAGUAUUUGAUAUAGAUUCAUGAAACCUUGCAUGAGUCUUUAUCAUUAUAUGAACUUGGGCAUCUCCUAUUUUUCAUCUGGCUCCGCCCCCUAUUUUCAGAGUUAUGGCCCCCGAAAUAGUCAAAAAUGCAGGUUUUCACCUCGUGACACGCCUAGCUCAAAAAGUAUUUGAUAUAGAUUCAUGAAACCUUGCAUGAGUCUUAAUCAUGAUAUGAACUUGGUCACCUCCUAUUUUUUAUUUGGGUCCGCCCCCUAUUUUUAGAAUAAUGGCCCCUGAAAUAGUCAAAAAUGCACAUUUUCACCUUGUGAUGCACCUAGCUCAGAAAGUAUUUAAUAUAAAUGGUUGAAAACUUGCAUAAGUCUUUAUCAUGAUAUAAACUUGCACACCUCUAAUACAUUGGCUGGCUCCACCCCCUAUUUUUAAAGUUAUGGCCCCUGAAAUAGUAAAAAAAUGCACUUUUUCACCUAAUUAUGUGACUUAAACUCAAAAAAUAUUAGAUGUAAAUUCAGGAAACCUUGCUGGAGUCUUUAUCGUGAUGUGACCUUGCACACUUGACAUUCUUCUUGAGAAUCUUAGCUCUUAUUACAGAGUUAUGGCCCUUGAAAUUGCCAAAAUAGUGGAUUUUUUAUUUGUGAUGCUCAAAAAGUAUAGGGCCUAGAAUAAUGAAUCCUUUUCAUAAAAUGUUUGUUUAGGCAAACCCCAUUAAGACUGCAAACAUUUGAAUUAUUGCCCCUUAUUUGUGACAAAUGUACCAGUGGGGGGCACACCCUGUGUCCUACAGACACAUUCUAGUUUUAAGAUACGCCCAAGUCAGGUUGACACAUUUCUAGCUUACAUCUACUUUUUAUAAUAAUUUCAUACCAUAGUUUGUUUCAUUCGUGCACCAUGACCUCAAAAAGGAGAUGGGGGCCUCCGUGGCCGAGUGGUUAAGGUCGCUGUCUUCGAAUUACUUGGCCCUCACCGAUGGGUUUGAGCCUCACUCGGGGCAUUGAAUUCUUCAUGUGAGGAAGCUAUCCAGCUGGUUUAUGGAAGGUUGAUGGUUCUACCCAGGUGCCCGCUUGUGAUGAAAUAAUGCACAGAGGGGCACCUGGCGUCUUCCUCCACCAUCAAAGCUGGAAAGUCGCCAUAUGACCUAAAUUGUAUCAGUGCAACGUUAAACCCAACAAAAAGGAGAACAGGUAAAAAGUACAGAAGUAGGCAUUCAGUUGGCUGUACUAGAAAACAAUGGUUGGGUGGGGGAGCGAAGGAUAUCGAGCAUUGAAUAUUCUGCUAUAAACAACUGCAAAUUGGUGAGAGACCAUUUAAGGAUCAAACUUUGAUGCUUGAUAUCAGGUUCAUAACCUCAUGGUAAAUGUAGAUCUGUUUUUAUUAUACAGUUUUAUAAGCUUUUUAAUCGGACCUUCUUGUGACCUUUAUAGUUAAAUUUCUGUGCUUUUGAACUCUGUAUCAUGGUACAUAAGAAAAUAAACCACUAAGUAUCAACUGUUGUUAUUUACUGAAAUUUUACAUACUUUCAAUUUUGUAGUGAACAUAAUAUAGAUUAUGUAUAUAUUACUGUGCCAGGAAGUAACACUAUAGACUGUGAUAUUAGUAUUUUUUUAUUAUUAUUUUUAUUUCAUUGUAUCAUUCCCACCAAGGAUGAUUUAUAUAAGUAAUUCUGGAGAAAAACUGAAUUGUUUUAAAAUUAAGUUACUACUAAGAACAGGAAGAUAUAAUUAGAUAUGACUGAAAAGAUAAUUGUGCUAAAAAAGAAAAUUGAUAUGUCUUACAUCGUAUGAAGAAAACUUAAAAAAUGAUCAGGGCCUUUAAAAUCUGCUUCAGCAUAUGUUAAGAAUUCUAUUGAAUUUUGUGAUACUGUGUUAAAUUUAAUUGCUUUAAUUAAAUGUUUUAAGAUCUUACUUCCUAUUAUUUAUUGAAUAUAUUGAAUACAAAUAACCAUGUCUAUGUUAAACAACACUCUCACCAUUGAUUUUGUCGGUCAGUCUUUAAGCAUCCCUAAGUGCCAGAAAUGUUAGAGUUAAUGAUGUUUGUGUCUUAUUUCAUGUUUCCUCAAGUGUUCUUGGAGAUUUUUUUUUGUUCAUGCUUUAUCUGUCUAUUGUUAGAUUGAGAGUUAUAGAAAUAUGAAAAUAAAUUAUUUAUGGGAA